Penicillium malachiteum is the source of this 3921-nucleotide messenger RNA. Its product is annotated as putative plasma membrane phosphate transporter Pho87. NCBI's taxonomy places the organism in Eukaryota, Fungi, Ascomycota, Eurotiomycetes, Eurotiales, Aspergillaceae. Gene Ontology annotation, molecular function: phosphate transmembrane transporter activity. Gene Ontology annotation, biological process: polyphosphate metabolic process; monoatomic anion transmembrane transport; phosphate ion transport. The record is from RefSeq and is a predicted model, not a curated record. Bases 1 to 3921 code for a protein of 1306 amino acids. The transcript is spliced from 7 exons. Gene Ontology annotation, cellular component: membrane.
AUGCCUCCUCGACUCAAUUUAUUCGCUGCCAGUAGAGCGGCUACUGCUCUCCGCCAAUCGAGCGCCUCUUCUAUCGCCCCUCGUGGCAUCGCCUUACCCCUUCGAUUCCACCCCGAGCAGUCAGCAUCCCUCCAGAAAAGAUGGAACUCGUCCAAAGACUCGAAGAAUAUCCAGCCCGAGGAACAGAAGUUUCCCACUCAGGAUCCGCUGCCAUCCGUCACCGAGGAGGCAAUUGAGACUUCACGAAUCAUAGAGAAGGAGAAGAGCUGCGACGGACAUCCAUCUGCCCCGGAGUUGGAGCAAGGAACUCCCGUUGAGGAGAUCCUCCAGCGCGAUGAGAAGGCCCGGAAACUCAUGCCCAAGAUCAUGCAGGAGCAAUUCAAGAAGAAGGGUGAAAUGGAGAGCGCGGAGUCAAAUGACCAAAUGUCCGCCGCUAUCCUUGCCGACAUGAUCGGGCAGCUCGACAAUAAGACAGCUGAAGGACUCCCUGAGGGCUUCAAGUUUGAAGAACCAGCUCCUGUCACCCGGACUAUGAACUUCCGGAAACGUUACGAUUCGAUGCAGGACCAGUUCACUAAAAUGUUGAUGCAAGAUGGCAAACUGGCCCGCGCACAAAAGAACAUGUCUAUUAUUCUCGACCACCUCCGCACUGCCCCUCCUCCCAACAUUAACCCCCGCCGACCCCUUCUCGGAGGACCACCUGGCCCCCAGCUGCCCCUCGACCCUGUGCUUUACCUCACCUUGAUUGUUGACUCGGUGGCUCCCCUCUUCCGCAUUCGCCAGCAGAAGGGUAUCGCUGGUGGUGGUACUGCCGUUCAGGUGCCAUCCCCGCUAGCCCUGCGCCAGCGUCGCCGUGCUGCGAUCAAGUGGAUCAUCGAUGCAUCCAACAAGCGUCGUGAUGCGCAGCUCGCCCACCGUGUUGCCAAUGAGUUGGUGGCUGUUGCAGAGGGUCGUAGUGGUGUAUGGGAAAAACGUGACCAGCAGCACAAGAUUGGUAUCUCUGGUCGUGCGAACCUGGGAAUUGCCCCUCGUCGUCCCGAGUACCCCUCCAACUCCUCUGCGACAGUGGCUUCUCCCAAGAGUCACGAAUCCUUCGAGCUCGCCGAUUUCAACGACGUCACCUACCCGUCCGAAAGAGGAGCUCAUAGUUCCACACCAGCUCUCGUUCGAUCAUUCCCGCGUGCCUUAGGAUCGCCUGAACCGGUCGUCAAUACAGAGCCAUCGACAGAAUCUGGCUCUGGGGCGGACGCAGCUCAAGAGAAAACAUAUUCGUCUGGACUGCUCCCUAGGGGCUUUGUGUCCACACCACUCAGGUUCUGGCGGGAGGCACUUCGCAAUCUAGCAGAUCAAACAAGUCGGAUUCAAGCCGACCUUGAGACUGAGGCCAAGAUGAAGUUCUCGCAUAGCAUUCAGUUCAAUGCUGUGCCUGACUGGAGUAAUUCCUACAUUGCAUACAGUAACCUCAAAAAAUUAAUCUAUACGCUUGAAAAGCAGAUCAACCGACCCGAUGGCCAAGGGGUUUCGGAUAUUGAAUCCGCACCGUUGCUUGGUCCUCAGAUUACGAACCCGGACGGUAUUUUCAAGCGUGCCCUCGAUGCCGAGCUGGAAAAGAUCGUCUCAUUUUAUGAGCAGAAGCAGGCGGAACUUUUUGAGCGUACUGAGCAAUUGGUGCGAGAUGCGGUAGUUUAUCUCAACGACACGGACGGCGUCAACAUGGACCCUGUCAGUGAGACAGCUGUGAAAACUUCUCGUCGUAGGACCAGCAAUGGCGGCUUUGGCCGACGACGCCGAUCAGCUGCUAUCAGCGAUGAUGAUGACGGUGAUAGUGAUGAUGAGCCGUCUGCCUCGCUCGCAAACUCACGACUCAGACGACUAUCUACCGACGGUGAAUCUACAACAGAUGCACAGCCGGAAGAUCUUACAGAUUCCGAAUACUUCGGACAGGGGGGCAAUCGGGACCUCAUGGGCUCUCAACUGGCCGACCAAGAUUUCCUCGCUCUUUAUAAUGCCGGUAUGGAUCUGAAGAAACGUCUCGUUGAAGGCUACGUCACUCUUUGUGAGCUUAGAUCCUUCAUUGAGUUGAACAAGACGGGAUUUUCCAAGGCCUUGAAGAAAUACGACAAGACUCUCUUCCGUAAUCUGCGCCGAGACUAUCUCAACUCAGUCAUCAACCCAGCUUUACCUUUCACCGAAAGCACGAUGGCAACUGUGGACUUUUAUAUUGACAAAGUUGAAGGUGUAUACGCGGACAUAGUGACCAAGGGCAAUCGCUCUCUCGCUAGUCGGGAACUGCGCCUCCAUUUGCGUGAGCAACUUGUCUGGGAACGAAACACUGUCUGGCGUGAGAUGAUUGCCAUCGAACGCCGUGGGCAGGCUCUGAAUGUUGGUAUUCGCCAAACAUUGCUUGGGCCCGAUGAAGAUCCAGAAACCGCCCGACGACAAGGCGACAAGCAAGAGAUUCGCACAACGGAGGUUUCCACUCCUCUUGGUCGGAUUCAGUUCCCUCUCUGGUUUUGUAGCUUGAGCUUUGGUACUUUGGUCCUAAGCUUUGCUGUAUUCGGCGCCCUUCUUUCAUUGCGAAUAAUGGAGACAACCGAGCAGCAAAACUGCUUGGCCAUGCUUGUACUUGUUAGCAUCUUGUGGUCUACCGAAGCCAUCCCCUUGUUCGUGACAUCUCUGUUGAUCCCAUUUUUGGUUGUGGUUCUUGGAAUCAUGCGAUCCGAGGAUAAGCCGCAUAAACGCUUGGGUCCCAAGGAGGCAACCAGCGUGGUUUUUGGUGCCAUGUGGACCCCAGUCAUCAUGCUUCUUCUUGGUGGAUUUACCAUUGCGGCCGCACUAUCCAAGUAUGAUAUCGCUAGACGUAUGGCCAUGUUUGUACUCAGCAAGGCUGGCUCUAAACCCCAUAUUGUCUUGUUGACCAAUAUGUUCGUGAGCAUGUUCCUUAGUAUGUGGAUUAGCAACGUUGCUUCCCCAGUACUAUGCUACUCCAUCAUUCAGCCCUUGCUACGCAACUUGCCUGCGGAGUCGGACUUUGCCAAGGCACUUGUUCUCGGUAUUGCUCUUGCCGCUAAUGUAGGCGGAGCGGCUUCGCCAAUUGCAUCACCCCAAAAUAUCAUCGCCCUGCAGAACAUGUACCCAAGUAUCAGUUGGGGUACUUGGUUCUUCAUCGCGCUUCCUGUGUGUAUAAUUUCCAUCCUGCUGAUCUGGGGUCUUCUGCUGGUAACUUUCCAGCCUGGUCGCAAUGCGACCGUUGUCGCUAUGCGUCCUGUCAAGGACCGCUUCACUGGCAUUCAAUGGUUUAUCACCAUCGUGACUCUUGUCACUAUUGCUCUCUGGUGUGUAAGCCACCAACUCGAGCACGUCUUUGGUGACAUGGGCGUGAUUGCUAUAAUUCCUCUUGUGCUGUUCUUCGGUACAGGUAUCCUUAACAAGGAAGACUUCAAUAACUUCCUUUGGACGAUCAUUAUCCUCGCCGCCGGUGGCCUUUGCCUGGGCAAAGCCGUGACAUCUUCCGGUCUGCUCCAUACCAUUGCCACCGCUAUCACAAUUCGAGUUGAGCACCUCAGCUUGUACAGUGUUCUCAUUGUCUUCUGUGCUCUUAUCUUGGUUAUCGCCACUUUCAUCUCGCACACUGUGGCGGCGUUGAUCAUCCUGCCUCUUGUCCGCCAAAUUGGUGUUAGCAUGGAGGACCCCCACCCGAACCUGCUUGUCAUGGCAAGUGCUUUAAUGUGCUCUGUUGCAAUGGGUCUUCCAACUAGCGGAUUCCCUAAUAUGACUGCGAUCAUGACUGAAGUUCCUCAAACCGGUCAACGAUAUCUCUUGGUUCGACACUUCAUCACCCGUGGUGUCCCUUCAAGUUUGAUGGCCUUCGUGGUGAUCGUGACCCUUGGAUACGGCUUGAUGAUCGUUGCCGGAUUAUAA